CGGUCCUUUCGAGCCGCAUCCUGAUUUUUUCCCAUUCGUUACAGACCGCAGGUGAAUUAUAACGCUCGAAAUCAUGUUGUUUCUCUGAUUCUUAACGCGUUAUAACAAGUUUUUUUAAAUAUGUCUGAUCGGGAAUUAAUGGAGGAAGACCACGAAAUAAACAUUUUGGACACGGAUUCGCGGUUAUCACGGAGUGAUAGUGAUGCCAGGAGUCGCUGUAGCAGUCCGGACAAUGAGACCUCCUCACAUACCUCCACCAAAAGCGCUCUACCGUUCAGUAUUUCGAAUUUGUUGGGGAAGGACUUUGAUCACAAGCCUGAAACUGACACGGCAACAUUGUACCAAACUCCAGCGGGGUUCUUUCAGCAGAGGGGUGCGUUCAGUGGACUGGUACCGUCCGGGUUUUACCCUCAGGGGGUGUUGCGAGUGCCCGCUCACAGGCCGCUGGGGGGUCCGGGAAGUCCCCCAGCUACCACGGCGGUUUUUAAUCCGUGGACUCUGAGUUUGGAUCCCGUUUUGCAGAGGUCGGCGGCAGCGGCGGCUUUUGCGUCGCAAGUUGUCAAGGACAGAUUGGCAGCCACAUUCCCCAUGACGAGGCGAAUAGGCCACCCCUACCAAAACAGAACGCCCCCUAAACGGAAGAAACCCCGAACGUCGUUCACCAGGUUACAAAUCGCCGAACUAGAGAAACGGUUUCACAAACAAAAGUAUUUGGCGUCGGCGGAAAGAGCAGCCCUAGCGAAAACGCUGAAAAUGACUGAUGCUCAGGUGAAGACGUGGUUUCAAAACAGAAGAACAAAAUGGAGAAGACAAACAGCCGAGGAACGCGAAGCCGAAAGACAAGCAGCGAACAGACUGAUGCUCUCCUUGCAAGCGGAGGCUUUGAGCAAAGGCUACAUGAGCGAGGGCCCCCCUGCUCAGGGCGCCCCCACGGACACAGCCCUUAGCGCCCUACAAAAUCUGCAGCCGUGGGCGGGACCGUACAACGCACCGCAGCCGGCCUUGGCAGAAUCGAUGUGUUGAGUCAAACAACGUCAAAGUGAACAAUGUGAUUGCAUGUUGGUGAUUACAUAUAAUAUAAUAUGUCGAUAUAUUAAAUGAUCGAUACUUAUCAUUUCAAAUGUUAAGUUUAAAAAUAUCUGCUCUUUCCAAUAUGACUCAUAUUUGUCAGAAUAUACUGUCGCGUUGGGAAUAUUGCCUAGGGUCGCAUAGGUUCCAGGUGAUCUUUUUUAGAUUAAAACCAUAAUAAAAGAAGGUCUAUUUAUUGAACAAAUAAUACAAAAUAUACGAAUUUGGGAAAUUGAAAGACAAAGUGUAUGCUGAAUUACUUACAGUUUUGCCGACAUCUCUUGAUGUUUAACUUUGACUUUGCGCGAUCAACUACAAACUCCUUAACUCCAUUAACCAUCCGCAAAGUCUUCAAAAUAGUCUUUUUUAUUCGUCUUCUCGUGGUAGUCAUCGGUAGGUGCAUUAUCAAACUGUUUACAGUAUAUUUCCACCGCCGAUACCUGCGACGAACUUCGCCUUGAAUUUGUCACGUUGCGUUACGAAUUUUACUUGUUUAAUUAAUGUUUGUUAUAAGAAACAUUAAGUCACAUAAAAAGUCUAAGUGGACGUUACGCAAAUGACUCUUGAGCUUACAUCGAAUUGGCUUACUGAAACAUAAUUUUUUCAAAUAUUAAUUUGAUAUACACCCAAGUGGACCUAGAUUUAAAGUACUGACAAUACGUAAAUCAUAUACAAUCAAGUUAUGAAGAUUUUGUAUUUCAAGUUCAACAAUGGAUAUGUCAUAAUGUAUGUCAACAUGGAAUUAUUUUGUCAUUAAUAGUCUAAACAAUU
Sitophilus oryzae (rice weevil) is the source of this 1839-nucleotide messenger RNA. Its product is annotated as T-cell leukemia homeobox protein 3-like. The record is from RefSeq and is a predicted model, not a curated record. The coding region runs from base 121 to 1023 and encodes 300 amino acids. NCBI's taxonomy places the organism in Eukaryota, Metazoa, Arthropoda, Insecta, Coleoptera, Curculionidae. Gene Ontology annotation, biological process: animal organ development; regulation of transcription by RNA polymerase II. Gene Ontology annotation, cellular component: nucleus. The transcript has 3 exons. Gene Ontology annotation, molecular function: DNA-binding transcription factor activity, RNA polymerase II-specific; RNA polymerase II cis-regulatory region sequence-specific DNA binding.